GCUCCAAUCCUUCGUGAUGUAGCCUUCGUGUUUUCUCCUGUAACUUUAAUUCUUCUUUCUAAAAGCACAGCUUCCCAAGUCCUUUACCCAUUAACUAUGAGUUUAUUUCCCAUUUUUUAAGUAGUAUCAUGAUUAGAUUGACCAUCGGUCAGUGUUUUAUGCUUUUUGGAGCUUCUUAUGUUGUGUGGACAUGUGGAUGCGGACUGGAAUGGCUCAGACCCAUAAGGAGAUUCCUAGAGAAACGAAGGAAACCUCAUAUUGGUCGCAAAAUGAUGAAAGAUGUUGACAGCAACGCCCCCUGCUGUCCAUCCUGUCAUAUACCUUUUGAUAAAGGAAAGAGGCGACGGUUAAUUGACAGCUGCGGCCAUGAGCGGUGUUUCACGUGCGUCGCCAAUACGGAAGGUUGUAACCUUUGUGUAAUGGACGCUAACCCAAUACCUGGCUGUCCACAGCGUGGAGACAGCCCAGCGUCAACUCGACCUCGACUGAAAACCAACGGUCAUUUUACUACGUAUAUGCAGGCUCGGACAGAUAGAUUCCGAAACAGCCCUGAGAGACCCAUCAGUAAUUUUGAAACUCCAACAAAAUAUCCACUUAGUCCCACGUCUUCCCGAUUCUCUUGGCAACAGAGGCGCCACCUGCGGCCGAACACCGUUAGUAUUGAUAACCAUAGCACGUUAUCAGAUUGGGCAACAAAUAGCCACUGGCCGCUGAACCUGAUAAGAAAAAUUCGCUCUCUUUGGACUAUAGAUGACGAACUUCCGCACCAAGUCAUAAACGGAAGUGACGACAUAACAAAAAAUGAUUUUUACACACGACUUGGAUUGCUGUUGGGUGAGAACGCUCAAGCAUCUCCAAGAAACACACCCCCACGACCUGGCUCCACCAAUCCGAGUAGUCAGGAAUCUUAUGCGAGUAUAUCGUCAUUGGCUAGUAGCGAAGCUAAUUUGUCGGGAUCCGCCAACACUAGUCCCUUAUCUACACUUACAGUUUCUUCAGCUGCUGAAGAUAUGAGAACGAUAGGCAGCAACCUGCGGGCCAGCCGUGAACCGAGCUGUGAUAGUGUGGCCUCCCUCAUGAGCUCAUGCCAUAGUGGCUCUCUCAGUCCUUUGGCGACAAACUUUCGACGUCAACUUAGUGAAAGGAUUAAAGAGUCUAGUCCUUUUCGAAAACGGUCGGCUUUGAUACGACGAUCUGAAAGAAGUAGCAGAACAUCGUUUGGAUUGGAGAAUAGAGGUCGCAGUCAAAUUUACGCAAUGAUCACAUUACCAUUAAGGCCAUUAUUUUUUGAAGUUCCUCAGACAGAGAUGGAGCUUGUGUUCAUUGGUAGGCAGUGGUUAUUCAAAGAGAUUGAGCAGGAGCUAUUAUCAAGUUCUGUUAGCAACCGAGGAGUAGUCAUCACUGGUGGACCAGGAUCGGGAAAAACUGCCCUUAUUCUUCAACUAGUGGAUUAUAGCAGUUUUGGACGAAAAAGAGAAGACAGUCCUUAUCAUAGUAAAGACACAUUGUCAAGCAAUGGUAGUGAUGCUAUGUCAACCUCAAGUGGUGAUGGCACUCCACAUUAUCAAUCUCGACUUAGUUUGACCCAUGAAGCUGCUCGAUCUCUGGGAGGCCGUGUGGUAGCUUACCAUUUCUGUCAAGCUGACAACAACAUCACAUGCCUCGUGCCUGAGUUUGUACACAGUGUGGCUGCUCAACUGUGCCAGUCUCCUCAGCUAGUUGGAUACAGAGAGUUGUUUUUGAGAGAUCAGAGGUUUCAAGACUUGCUAUCAAUGUCAUCUUGCAUAGCAAACCCAAGUUUAGCUUUUAUCAAAGGUAUUCUGGAACCAUUAAACUCACUUAGAAGACUUGGUAGGGUACCCAAUACCAUGUGCAUCAUUGUGGUUGAUGGCUUAAAUGAAGCAGAAUUUCACAGGCCUGAUUAUGGAGAUACACUUGCCUCUUUCAUUUCAAGGCACAUUCUACGAUUUCCCCCUUGGCUGAAAGUUAUAGUUACUGUACGAACAGUAUUCCAGGAAAUCACCAAACUAUUGCCCUUUCAUCAUAUCUCGUUAGAUAGAAUGGCAUCUAAUGAAAACUUAAACCAAGACCUUAUUGACUAUGUUACUUUUCGAAUCAGCUCGCAAUCAACCAUUCGUGCUAAUAUUGCUAUAUCAAACUCAAAAUCUGAAGGUUGUUCUUACAUUAGAUUUGCCAACCAUCUUGUGUCUCUUAGCAAAGGCUGCAUGUUGUACCUCAAAUUGACUUUAGAUCUCAUUGAAAAGGGUCAUCUGGUUAUAAAAAGUAGUAGUUACAAGGUUCUUCCCGUCAGCCUCUGUGAAGUAUAUCUGCUUAGUUUCAACUUAAAAUUUACAACUAUUCGAUCUUUUGAGAGGGUGAGUAGCCUACUUCAAAGCUGUUUGGCCACCAUGUGUCCUCUUACCCCACUGGAGCUCUACCACUCGGUCAAUGCAGGGAUUGUGUGUCAGCCUCUCACUUGGCAAGACUUUCUUGAAAGGCUAGACUUGCUGACUGCCAAUAACUUUCUAGUACUGAGACAAGACAAAACUCUGAUGUUUGCUCACCCUUCUUUAAGAGAGUGGCUCAUCAGAAGAGAGGAGAAUGAAGGAAUAAAAUUCAUCUGUGAUGUAAGAACUGGACAUGCAUUAUUAAGUUUGCGAAUGAGCCGACUGGAAGCACCCCUUAAUCCAAACCAGUGUUUAGAGCUUGGCCACCACAUCCUAAAAGCUCACAUAUACAAGUCUGUAGUACGAGACCUACCUUCGGGGGUUCUUUCUCGUGAUCUCCAGGCUCUGUGGGUUCAUCAGAGCACUGAUGAUAUCUCGAGAGCUUUGAGUACUGUAAGAAAUGUAUAUAGUCCUAAUGUUAAGGUCAGUAGACUAUUAUUGCUUGCUGGAGCAAAUCCUGACUGUAGAACCACUGAGCUGAAUGAUGCCCCACUUCUGGUUGCUGCUGCUCACCAGGGGUACACAGAAAUGGUGUCAUUGCUCUUAGAGUUUGGAGCAGACAUAAAUGCUUCAUCUUCAGAUGGUCUGAGUCCUCUGUGCUCAGCCAGCAAACAGGGAUGUUUAGAAAUUGUUUGUCUUCUUCUGAGUAAAGGUGCUAAGAUAGAUCAACCUGACAAGAAUGGGCGAUGUUCUUUAGUAUGUGCUGCCAUGAAUGGACAUUUAGAAGUUGUCAGCAACCUUACGCAGUCUGAGUGGUCUGGAGAAAUAGGACUGGGAAGGGCAUCUCAACAGGCUGUAGUUGCAGCAGCUGAAAAUGGUUACACAACUGUGUGCGAGUUUCUGCUAGAUAUGUCAGAGGUGAGAGUGAAUGCUCCAGAUGACCUUACUGGUCAGACUCCUCUCACUGCAGCCUGUUAUGCAGGGCAUGCUGAUGUCUGUGAUAUGCUACUGAGACGUGGUGCUUCUGUUUCUAUCCUUAACUGUCAGGGGGAACCACCACUGAUGUGUUCUGUGAUAGAAGGCCACUGGGAGGUAGUGGAGCUUUUAUUGAGUCACAAGGCUGUUUUGGAACAAACUGAUAGCAAAGGUCGUACUGCCUUGAUGAUGGCAGCAAGAGAAGGACAUUUAGGAAUUCUGGAGCUUCUCUUGUCUAAAGGUGGCAGCACCAAUGCAUCAGAUAAUGAAGGUAUGACUGCUCUUUGCUGGGCAUGUUGUAGAGGGCAACUUCAAGUAGCCCAGUGUCUAUUGAAUCAUGAUUCAAAUAUUCACCAUAAGGACAAGCAUGAACAAACUCCUCUGGACUUAGCAGCCAUUCAUGGAGAUCCAACAGUUAUUCAACUGCUGUUAGACAGAGGGGCAUCUACAGAACAUGGAUGUGUAAGACCACUGGAUCGAGCAGUAGCCUGUGGCAAUCUGGAUGCAGUGGCUUGUUUUUUGCGCAAGGGUGCAAAACUUGGACCACAGACAUGGGCAAUGGCAGAAGGAAAAGCAGAGGCUUUACAUCUGCUACUGAAGAAAUUACUGGAUGAUGGAACAACUUUAUCUAAGAAGGGUCGACUCAAGGAAGCAGCUUAUCGCUACCAGUACGGAUUGAAGAAGUUUCCAAAAGAAGAACCACUUGGAGAAUAUCAACUCAUUUUUCAACAGCUCAAAUUCCAGUUUUUAAUCUCCUUGUCACGGUGCAAACGAAAGAUGCGUGAUUAUGUGGCAGCCAUUGAAGCUGCAGAUAAAGCAACGGAAACUAAACCUAAAGCGUUUGAAGGCUAUUACACGAGAGCACGUGCUAGGCAAGAAGCUGGUCAUCUAGAAGCUGCCCUUCGUGAUCUGAACGAGGCAUUGCGCUUAGCCCCACAGAAUCAGGAUGUCAGAAAAAUGCUUAUUCGUGUGAAAGAAGAAAUGACCAAUGCACAUCAGGAUGCAGGACAGUAUACAAUGUUGUCAACUUUAUCUUCGAAAACAGAAAAUCGUAAUGGCCGCUUCAGUAUGGAUUCUGCGAAACUAAGACCUUUGAGUGAAUCAGCAGAAACAGUCGUGGCUACAAACAUCACCAGCGCUGUCUCACGGAUACCCUCCAAACCACUAGAACAUACGAGACACGGAAUUGAAACGGCUAUUUGAACAUUCUUUUGUGCUCUUUUAGGCUUAGUUCUUGAGAAGAUUAAGCAAGUGAUGUCGUUCAAGUUUAAAUUAAAGUUUUGAGGUUAAGAUGGUUUUAAUUUUAUAAAAACUUGAGAAAGACAAAGGUUGUUGUUUUGUACCAGGUUUGUACAUAAAUAUUGUUCAUUCUGAACUAGGUAAAAAUAUAUGUUAUUGGAGUUUGUUGUUACCUAGUCUGGGUUAUGUACAGAGUUUGUAUGUAACAUCUAAGAGGUGAUCUGAGGGUCAAAACUAUUAUUUUUCUUUCAGGCAAGUUUUUAAUCACAUUUUCAUGGCCCAAAUUGGCAUCUUAUUUGACUAGUCAUUCCCUCUAAAAGAAUAAAAUAUCUCUGCCGUUCUUUUUAAUUCCUCUUAUUCUAUAUUAGUUAAAUAUAUUUUAUGCUAUAAAGUAUAUGUACAAUCAAACUUUAUAACUGUCCAGAAGAGUUUUCUGAUCAAAACUUUUAACUAAUAUGACGUUGUUCGAGGGUACGUUUUAAACUUUUAUGAUUGGCGUAACCAAUCGUGUACUGUUUUUGUUUUUUUUCUGUAGAGUUUUUUUUUUUUUUUACGGUCUCUUCACGCUUCCAAACACUUACCCUGUAAAUAAAAAAAAUGUUGCAUUAGAUUUAAAAUUAAUGUCGGUAAGGGACUAUUAAUAGUAGAGAACUUAUUAAAAGUACAGGUUUUCCACUGUACCUUAGGUCCGAAUACACUCCAUAUCGCAUUUCUGCUUUAUAGUGAUCAUUCCCAGUUGGUGUUUGUUAUUUACAUUUGUUUUUAUAUUAUUUUCCAAGUUAUCUGCGUUGUAAGAAUGCAUUAUUGGGUCAAUGGUGAUAGCAAUGUAAAGAAAGAACAAUCGGAGAAUCGUACGAGAGACUAUCAAACACAACGUCCGUUUCUACGGACUCCCUGUUGUCAACAAUUAUUAUGCCUUUUUUUCUUAUAUUGAUAUAAUGAUCAGAUGCGCAAGAUCUGUCUGAUCUUAACUGGUGUAAUUCGAACACGAUGGGAAGACUGUAUCACCCUAUUUACUUCCUACACGCUAUUGAGACUUUGAAUUAAAAGUUCAUUUAAUUACUAACUAUAUCCUAUUUAUCUGACAUUGCCAGUUCACAAUUAUGAGGAAUCUCUUAUUGAAACGGGGGCAUUAGUUUUUAAUAUACGUUUUUCGUGCGAGUUUUAGGCCUAGAAAUUUUUAUAGGCCAUAGCAUGCGUUCUCUCGUUUUGUUUUGGACUGUGUUGUUAUUUUAUAACGUAGAGGAAGAUUGGUGUGAUAGUGGUUCAUAUCGUUGUUUGCAUGUUACUAGAGGACAUACAGAUGAUUUGUUUAAUAGCUUCAGAACUAAAGCCUUAGUCAUCUAUCAGAUUACGACCACUACUCACUAUUUGCCAAACAUUUUGUAUUUGAAUCAUUACCCACUAAGGGUAAAAUUAAAAAACAAUUUUCCGUCGUUAUUUACUGGUAUAAACAAAAUGGGAAAUGAUGAAAAAAUUUGAGAAAAAUAAAACGAAAGCUGGAAAAUAAAUUAUUUAAAUAAAAUUCUAGAGAAGAUGAUGGUAGAAGACUCUUCAUUUUCAAAUGAUUUCAUUGAUGUUAAAACUUGUUUAAACUGCAAUAGACUGUUUACCAGAUUCAACCAACUGUUAAUGGGUGACUGGUUUUAAAAAGUAUAAUGAUAAGAUAAAACCCUCAAGGAUAUAUUUUAACGGAACGUUUUAUUAUUAUACAGAACCAAAAAAAUUUAAAAAUAUUAUGGCUGAUCUUCCCCAGGCUCUAUAUAACUCUGUUGCAAAUUACAAGCUUGUAUAUUCCUGGCUUCAUAUUCAUCAUUAUUUUUGGAUGUCAUUAACCAUAUUUCUCUUUAACCUAACUUCCCUGUUAACAACGUUUGUUGAUGGUAAAUUUGUGGAUAUUUUGACGCUUACAAAUGUAAAACACGACUUUUAUAUAGGAAGUAUAUAGGAAGUAUUUAGAAUUUUAUAUAUAUUUUAACUUGAAUAUAGAAGACUGUUUUCAAGCUAUAAACAGUAAAUAUUCUAACGUUUAAUGAAUAUUUAUUUGGAGACAUGCAAUAUACAGAAACUUCAGCCUCUAAGAAAACAGUUAAUUAAUUACACUUCACCAUUUAUUCGCAGUCCUCGAUGGAAUUGUAGUGUUUAUUAUUGGUAGAAGUCGGAGAUUCAAUCAUACAGGCGAGUUUGAUGAGUGUUUGGUUAACGGUCAUUGCCAUCUUGUUCCUUUUUAGUAAUGUGCGACAUCGAAACUAAGUUUAACUUAAAGAUGAUGAUGUUUUUGUUUUUUUCAGUUUGUUUCGAAAUUGCAUUCUAUUUCUCCUAAUAAUACAUAAUCCUUGGAAUGUUUUUCGUGUUCGAUAGUAACAGAAACAUAACAGAAUGUUUGUAAAAGACAAUUCGGAUCUUACAGUUAACGAGAUGGUUUCGCUGUAACCAGUCUGUCGGCGCAUGUCAAUUUCACUUCUCUGGUUUCUUUCUACUUUAGAGAUGCCUAUACGAAACUUGAACUUUCAAUAGAUUUGGAAUAUCCACAAACACAAUAGAGUCAGCACUAAUGGAGAUAGUUGCACAGGUGUUAAGAUUCCCUUCCCGUUACUGGAAAAAACUCCUCUCUACUUUCUCUGGACCUUUCAAUAGUUAGGAAUUUCUCAGUAUAGUUUAUAAUGUUUCAACUUUACAAUUCUUACCAGUGGAACGUAAUGAACAACACGAUGUCUUCAGAAAGUUGGAAAUAAAGAAUGGUCAUUAAAAAAAAUAGUAGUAGUUACUGAAUUUCUGUCCGUGAUCGCUAGAAACCCAGAUAACAUAAAAUUACCAACAACUAGAAUGUAUGAUGACGUAUGUCACAGAAAAUAUGAUCUUUUAGGGUUUUGUUAUAAUGUGUGUAUAUCGCUUAGAAGGAGCUGUUAUAGUGUUGGACUUCAGGAAUACUUUGUGAACUAACGAGCUGUUUUACGUAAUGGUUGAUUUUUUUUAUUGCAACCUUUUGAAAACUGUGUACUAAAAUAUAGAUAAAAAUAAUUUUUCUAGGAAAAUAUUUAUUAAGUUUUGAGUUCAUAUUUCAAAGUUGGAAAAUAUUUUUAAAAUUUGAUUUAAUAGAAUCACUGGCCUUGUACGAGAAAGACCAUAAGAUAUUUUUGUUUAGUUUACGUUAGCUAAGUUAUUGAACUGAAAAAAAGCUUAGAAGUGUUAAAAUAACGUGUAAGAUAUUUCUUUUAAGCUCUCAGUGGUUCUAUUAUCGUUAAAUUCUCCAAAAAAAAAUGCAACAUUUAUUUCAAACCUGCAUGAGAAUGCUGUGAAAAAUAAAAUUUUGUUUUAUA
Molecule: messenger RNA, 7921 nt
Organism: Limulus polyphemus (Atlantic horseshoe crab)
Lineage: Eukaryota; Metazoa; Arthropoda; Merostomata; Xiphosura; Limulidae
Product: protein TANC2-like
Exons: 26
Coding region: 129-4565 (1478 amino acids)
Molecular function (GO): protein binding
Source: RefSeq, a predicted model, not a curated record